Messenger RNA from Enterobius vermicularis (human pinworm), 1539 nucleotides. The record is from the annotation of a GenBank genome assembly. Lineage: Eukaryota; Metazoa; Nematoda; Chromadorea; Rhabditida; Oxyuridae.
AUGUUAUUUCAGGUCAUUGAAUGGCUUAAGCUUGACGAUAACAGGAGACCAAGUAUCAUAAAUUUAUAUUUAGAAGAACCAGAUGGCAGUGGUCAUAAAGGUGGUCCAGGAUCUGAAGAAGUAAGGCUUAACCGUAUCAAGAUAGUAGAAGGUCAGUUGGUUAAAUAUGGAAUAACAUUAAUGGAUUCAUUUCUGAACUAUUUAACCGAACGAUUAGUGCAAGAGGGACUUAUGGGAUGUUUAAAUAUGAUUAUACUUUCAGACCAUGGUUCGUGUGACAUUGAUGCUAUUAUUGAAAAAAUGAAAUGUCAGAACGGUACAGAUUAUUUGAUUUAUAAAACAAAGUUAACGCCUACUAGGAUUCAUUUUGGUGAAUCAAAACGUAAUGGAGAUGUUCUACUCGAGGGAAGAGCCGGAGUUUAUAUUAUGAGGGAUGAAGCAGAAUUGUUGUAUAAUAUAGAUUGGCAUGGCAAUCAUGGGUACGAUAAUCGUUUAGUUUCUAUGCGUGCUAUUUUUGCUGCUAUUGGCCCAGACAUAGCUGAGUAUAAGGAAAUAUCAGAGUUUGAAAACAUCGAACUAUAUAAUCUUUUCGCAGAUUUGGUUGGUGUUGAGCCAGCUCCUAAUAAUGGUACUUAUGGACGUCUACAUGCAGUUCUUAAAAAUCCUCCUUCAAUUUCUGAAACAGCUCCGAUAAUAACACAUAAAAAAUGCCUUGAUAUUGUUAAAGCUACUCCUUGUUCGUCGUCGUGUCCGGACACUGGUAAACUGACAGAAGCUUGCUCCUAUGACACUGCAACCAUUCAAUACGAUGUAUCAAAUGGUGCGAACUGUAUAGUACCUUUUUGUGAUGCCGUUAUACAUUACAAUCAAAUUUAUAAAAAGGCACAGAUGGUUGAGACCACUCUAUCGUUAGAUGACUGGAAGCAAGCGAAAAUAUCAUCUGAAACGGCAACAGUUGCAAAUUUGAAUAUUUUGGAUGAUCAACUGCUAAUUGCUGUGAUAUUCUUGAUUUGUUGCAGCCUAAUUUAUAUCUGCACAUUCAAUUUAGUAAAAUUCGAUGUUACAGAUUUGUACAAUACGCUUGAUAUUGCAAAAGUUUCGGUUCCUGCGCACUUUAAGAAUGGCGUUUGGGAAUAUCUGGUAAAUAAAGUUUAUCAGUACUUACGAUUUUAUGGCAAACUGUCGAUGUAUGCUGGUGUUGCAUAUGACAGUAAUGGAGAUAGUAUUUUAGACAGUAAAAACCAGUUAAAUAACGAAACAACUCCUACACAUAUUUUUGUUGUUUUACUGCACUGUCCGAGCAGCAAAAAUUCUGAUCGACAUAACUGCAAAAAUCCAUACACGUUGAACUUUAUUCUGCCAAUUUAUGAGGAAAACUUAAAUUGUUUGGAUUCCGACGAAUAUUUAUUCCAAAAUGCUGCUCGAAUUCGUGACAUUGAAAUGCUUACUGGUGUUCAGUUCUUUAGAGAUCGUUUAGUAUGGCCAUUAGCAGAUGCGAUUGCAUUACGAACAAAGGUUCUACAAGAACUUUGGGUUUAG